Enterospora canceri is the source of this 330-nucleotide messenger RNA. The record is from the annotation of a GenBank genome assembly. NCBI's taxonomy places the organism in Eukaryota, Fungi, Microsporidia, Enterocytozoonidae.
AUGGAAUUCACAAGAAAUAUAAAGUAUGUUGUAAACAAUAGAGAGAUGUUCAUUAAUAGCAUUACUGAAGAGAGUGUUGUAAUUCAAGCAACGGGAAGAAAGUUAAACAAAGAAAAGGCAAUUUUCUGUAAAAACACAAAGGAAGUUGUAAUUGUCUUAAAAACAUGCAUGAACGCAUCCAUUUAUUCACUAGAUGACUAUGAGAUGAAUGAUGAGCUAUUUAUUGCAAUUAACGUGUUUCUGUGCAAAGGAGGAACCUUAUUAUGUCACAUUUAUAGAGAAAGAUCCAAGGAUGCAUAUUGCAACAUCUACAAAAUUGGAGUGAAGUAA